AUGAAAAUAAAGAGGAUUAUAUUUCUAUUUCUCAGCUACGCAGUGUCUGUGGCUGGAGUGAGUAACUCUCUGCAGUAUUUUUACACUGGAUCUUCCGAGGUACCAAACUUCCCAGAGUUUGUGGUUGUUGGGAUGGUUAAUGAUGUUCAGAUGAUGCACUAUGACAGCAGCAUCAGCAGAGCUGUGCCCAAACAGGACUGGAUGAAAAAAAUCACAGAUGCACAGUACUGGGACACUGAGACUGAAGGGUUCAAUAAUACCCGGCAGUUAUUCAGAGACAACAUUGAAAUUGCACAGUGGCGCUUCAUCCAAACUGGAGGUGUCCACAUAGUCCAGCUGUUUUAUGGCUGUGAGUGGGAUGAUGAGGUUGGAAACAUUACAGGAUAUCAUCGGUACGGCUAUGAUGGAGAAGAUUUCAUAGUUUUUGAUCUGAAGACAGAGACAUGGAUUGCUCCAAAAGAACAGGCUUUCAUCACAAAACUCAACUGGGAUCGUGAUGCUGAUGGGAACACAGAGAUAAAAAACUACUUAACUCAGGAGUGUGUUGACUGGCUGAAGAAAUAUGUGAACUAUGGUCGCUAUACUCUAAUGAGAACAGAUCUUCCUUCAGUGUCUCUCUUGCAGAAGACUCCCUCCUCUCCAGUCAGCUGCCACGCUACAGGUUUCUAUCCUAACACAGGCAAGAUAGUCUGGAGGAAAGAUGGAGAGGAGCUUCAUGAAGGUGUAAACAAAGGAGAGAUCCUCACCAACAAUGAUGGGACCUUCCAGAUGAGUGCUGAUCUGGAUCUUUCAGCCAUUGCAUCUGAUGAUUGGAAGAGGUACGACUGUGUGUUUCAGCUCUCUGGUGUGAACAAGGACAUCAUCACCAAAGUGGACAAAGCAGUGAUCAAGACCAAUGAAAGUAAUUCUCUCUCCAUGAUCAUCCCUGUCAUUGUUGCAGUGGUUGUUCUUGUUGCCACUGCCAUUAUUGCAUUUAUUAUCUACAAAAAGAGGAUAGACAAACGGCCUCCAUGUCCUGUAGAGAACCAUGAAGUCCAUGAAGUCAUUUAAGCUUCCUAAAGCUUAAAUGACAGACAUCCCUGCA
This is a messenger RNA of Oreochromis aureus, 1084 nucleotides long. Its product is annotated as class I histocompatibility antigen, F10 alpha chain-like. Lineage: Eukaryota; Metazoa; Chordata; Actinopteri; Cichliformes; Cichlidae. Gene Ontology annotation, cellular component: external side of plasma membrane. The record is from RefSeq and is a predicted model, not a curated record. Gene Ontology annotation, biological process: immune response. The transcript has 7 exons. The coding region runs from base 1 to 1050 and encodes 349 amino acids.